CGCCUUUCUAGGGUUUCCAAUCCUCUAAAUUCGCUUCUACACGGCGGCGCCGGCGGAAUUAAAAAAAAGAAGAAGAAAAUGUCUCUUUCUUCAACCACCACCACUUGCACUUCCCUUCUCCAAGAACUACAGAUAUUAUGGGAUGAGAUUGGUGAAGGCUACAACGAGAGAGACAAGAUGCUCCUUGAACUCGAGCAAGAAUGUCUUGACAUAUACAACAAGAAAGUUGAGAGGACUCGUAAGCACAGAGCUGAGUUACAACGUUCCUUAGCUGAAUCUGAAGCUGAGAUCGCUAGCAUCGUGUCUGCACUUGGUGAACAAGUCUCCUUCUCAAGGAAAGAAGGCUCUUUGAAGGAACAGAUCUCUUCUGUGAAGCCUGUGUUGGAAGAACUGUUGAUGAAAAAGGAUAUGAGAUGGAGAGAAAUAUCUGAGAUAGUGAUGCAAAUAGCGGAGAUCUCUUCUAACAUUGCUGGGAAUGAUUGUCCUGUUAGCUCUGGUUUGGAAAUUGAUGGGAGUGAUUUGACGAAAAGGAAGUUGGAUGAGCUUAGAGCACAUCUUCAGGAUCUUCGUAAUGAAAAGGCUGUUCGACUAGAGAAAGUAAACUCUUAUAUCAGUGCUGUACAUGAGUUGUCAGAGAUUCUUUCAUUCGAUUUCUCUAAGGCCCUGAGUAAUGUCCAUAAAAGUUUGACUGGGGCUUCGAAAAGCAUUAGUAAUGAUACUCUUGCUAGAUUAGCAGAACUUGUAGAGUCUCUGAAGAAGGAGAAACAUCAGAGGCUGCUUAAGCUACAAGGUUUGGGAAGAACCAUGGAGGAGCUGUGGAACCUGAUGGAAACACCUAUGGAUGAGAGGAGAAGCUUUGGCAACUUAAGUAUUUUACUUUCUGUUCAAGCUGAUGAUACCUUGGGAAAAGGAUGCCUCGGUCUAGAUAUUGUCCGAGAGGCUGAAGAUGAAGUGAAAAGACUGAAUGCCCUGAAGUCUAGCAAAAUGAAGGAAUUGGUUCUGAAGAGGCAUUAUGAACUAGAAGAAAUCUGCAGAGAGGUUCAUAUGGAUGGCAAUAGCGAUGCUGCAAGACAGAGUCUUAUAGACCUCAUUGAUUCUGGUGAUGCUGAUCUGUCUGAUAUUCUGGCAACCCUAGAUGCUCAGAUUGAGAAUGCAAAAGAGGAAGCUAUAAGCAGAAAGGAAAUUUUGGACAAAGUUGAUAAGUUGAAGCACGCAAAAGACGAAGAAAAAUGGCUUGAUGACUAUGAAAAGGAUGAAAAUCGCUUCAGUGCUGUAAGAGGAGCGCACAAAAAUUUAAAACGCGCGGAGAAAGCUAGGAGCCUUAUCAGCAAAAUUCCUGCAAUGAUCGAUGGUCUGACCACCAAAGUGAAAGCCUGGGAGAAAGAAAGAGGAGUCCUCUUCUUAUGUGAUAUGCACCCGUUGUUACAAACACUGGAAGAAGAAAUGGUUUUGCGUGCUCAAAGAGAGGAGGAAAAGCGUCAAUUCCGAGAGCAGAAACGACUACAAGGUCAGCUAGCUACAGAGAAAGAAGCAAAGUAUGGUUCAAAGUCUGCAAAGAAGAAGCCAUUGGGACAGAGUCUUAACACAGACAAUGUGACUAAAACACCAGUUGGUCGACGGAUUGGGACAACACCUGGACCUUCUGGUGGCAAAGGUUUUAGAGACAGCGGAAGAGGCAAUGCUGUGAUUCCGCUGAACUAUGUUGCUCUUCAGAAAGACGAUUGA
Molecule: messenger RNA, 1725 nt
Organism: Eruca vesicaria subsp. sativa (arugula)
Lineage: Eukaryota; Viridiplantae; Streptophyta; Magnoliopsida; Brassicales; Brassicaceae
Source: the annotation of a GenBank genome assembly